UGUCUCCGAACGUUUCCCAGCAGGUCGACGAAUCAUGAGACACCAUAUUCAUCAUCUCGCACACAAACCCUCUGCCAAUCUCAUUAUGACUCCUCCCUUCAUCCUCGUCUUCCUCUUGUUAACCCAAGUAAUCACAGCUACCGCUGCUGGCCAGAGAUACGCCAAUAUCACACGAGGCACCACCCUCACCGCUCAAGGCUCGCCCAGUUCAUGGCUCUCCCCCUCCGGCGACUUCGCCUUAGGCUUCUACCCCCUCGACAGCGACACCUCCCUCUUCCUCCUCGCCGUCUGGUAUGACUCGACCUCCCCUAAGGCCGUCGUCUGGUCCGCCAACCGCGACGCUCCCGUCGCUGCGGGUUCCACCCUGCAGCUCACUAGCGACGGCCGCCUCUCCCUCAAGGACCAGGACGGCAAGCAGGUUUGGAACGCCGGAGCCGCCAACGCCUCCUUCGCUGUCCUCCUCGACACAGGCAACCUCGUCCUCGCCGCUUCUUCCUCCAACUUCCUAUGGCAGAGCUUCGACUUCCCCACUGACACGCUCCUGCCGGGCCAAGUCCUGACCCAGGGCUCCAGCCUGCGUUCCCAACUCACCGAUUCGGACACCUCCGAUGGCCGCUUCCAGCUGGUGGCGCAGACGGACGGCAACCUCGUGCUCUAUCCGCUGGCCCUUCCCACCGGAAACCAGUACGUCGCCUACUGGUCCACCGGCACGACCGGCUCUGGCAAUCAGCUCGUCUAUAACGAGACUGGCAGUCUGUACUAUGCCGUCUCCAAUGGUACCAUCGUCGGCAUAAGCCCUACCUCUACCUAUUCCACGGGCAGUCUGUACGGGCAAUUUCCUCGAUGAUAAAUUUGUCGCUAGGAUUUCAGACUUUGGGCUGGCAAAGCUUCUAAAAUCCGACCAGACUCGCACCAUCACCGGCAUAAGGGGAACCAGAGGGUACGUUGCCCCAGAGUGGUUCAAGAGCAUGGCAAUCACAAAGAAGGUCGACGUGUACAGCUUUGGUGUGAUGAUGCUAGAGAUCAUAUGCUGCAGGAAGAACUUGGAAACAGAGAUUGGGGAAGUGGAAGAGGAGGAACCGGUGCUGGUGUACUGGGCUUAUGAUUGCUACAAAGACGGGAGGUUGGACCUCCUGUUGAAGAAUGAUGAAGAGGCGAUGAGUGAUUCAAGUAGGGUGGGGAGGUUUGUUACAGCAGCUAUUUGGUGUAUCCAGGAGGAUCCAUCGCUAAGGCCCUCGAUGCACAUGGUGACCCAGAUGCUAGAAGGAGCAGUUCCAGUUCCUAUGCCACCUGAUAUUUCAUCCUCCGCAAGCUCGUGGUAAUUUCAAUAGGUGGUCAUGUAGAAUCUGUGGUCGCUGUUAUACACUGUCGUUUCUAAGACCCUCUUGAGUUUGUACCAUGGCGUCCAUUUCUCUUCUGCAUUCUCGAAGACCUCAGAGCCAUGCUAAGAUCUUGCGAGUGCAAGAAUCAAUAAGAGUGCAAAUCGCUGCACCAAAUUCCAAUGCGAUGAGAAAAAUUUAUGUAUUUGUUACUAGUGCAACUGUCGUGUUCAUGUAGUACGGAUGCAGCUAAUGUUUUUUAUAAUGCAAUCUUAAUAUUAAUUUUGUGA
Messenger RNA from Musa acuminata AAA Group (dessert banana), 1609 nucleotides. RefSeq names its product G-type lectin S-receptor-like serine/threonine-protein kinase LECRK1. The record is from RefSeq and is a predicted model, not a curated record. NCBI's taxonomy places the organism in Eukaryota, Viridiplantae, Streptophyta, Magnoliopsida, Zingiberales, Musaceae. The coding region runs from base 35 to 847 and encodes 270 amino acids. The transcript has a single exon.